AUGAAUCAGGCUUAUGCAAAUUCAUCAAAUAAUUUAGAAAGUCAUGUCCACCAAAAAAAUCAAUAUACUACUAAUCAUGCUUCCAUGAGUGACUACAAAACCAAUCGAGCAAGAGAAAUAGAACAGGUUUUUGCUGAACAUAAUGCAAAGGUGACAAGUAAACCAACAUCUAAACCUCAUCACGAUCAUAACAAUAUUUCUGAGUUUUCCACUACUCAGCACCGAACUCCAAGUGCAAGAAUGUCUUCAAAUGACAACCCUUCAACAAAAUCACCAAGAGCAAUAGCAGAAGCAGCAAGAAAUUUUCCUAUUUCUACAAAAAACAUCAUUCUAGGUGACCAUAGAAGUGGCAGUAGCUCUCGUAGUAACAGUUUGGAGAGCAUUUGCAGUGCACAUAUUAAGCCUCAUACAGGAGGUGAUGUGAGGUGGGAUGCAAUUAACAUGGUUUCUAAGGGUAAUGGUCUUGAUCUCAGUCAUUUCAAGCUUCUAAAGCGUGUUGGAUAUGGUGAUAUUGGAAGUGUGUACCUUGUAGAACUUAAAGGAACCAAAGCAUUCUUUGCCAUGAAAGUAAUGGAUAAGGCAGCACUUGCUAGUAGAAACAAGCUUUUGAGGGCACAAACAGAAAGAGAGAUUCUUGGACUUCUUGAUCACCCUUUUCUGCCAACUUUAUAUUCUUAUUUUGAGACUGAUAAAUACUAUUGUCUGGUCAUGGAGUUUUGUAGCAGUGGUAGUUUGCAUUCUCUUCGAAUGAAACAACCUAACAAGCAUUUCACUGAAGAAGCUACACGGUUUUAUUGUUCAGAAAUUUUGUUAGCCUUGGAAUACUUGCACAUGUUAGGCAUUGUGUAUAGAGACUUAAAACCAGAAAAUGUUCUAGUUCGAGAUAAAGGUCACAUAAUGUUAUCAGAUUUUGACUUAUCUCUUCGGUGCUCUGUGAAUCCUACACUAGUGAAGUCCUCAUCUACACAUGAAAGUAGUAAUGGUCCUUCUGGAGGCAUUCUAAGUCAUGAUCAAACAGUACAUGGUUGCAUGCAACACUCAAGUUUCUUUCCACGGAUUUUGCCUUCAAAAAAGAAUCGCAAGACAAAGUCUGAUUUUGGCCUUGUGGUUGGAGGAUGCCUCCCUGAACUAAUGGCUGAGCCUACAAAUGUGAGGUCAAUGUCCUUUGUAGGGACACAUGAGUAUCUUGCACCAGAGAUUAUUCGUGGUGAAGGACAUGGUAGUGCAGUGGAUUGGUGGACCUUUGGAAUCUUCUUGUAUGAGCUUUUGCAUGGGAUAACACCCUUUAAAGGUUCUGGAAACAAAGCUACCCUUUUCAAUGUUGUAGGACAACCUUUAAGGUUUCCAGAAAAACCAGUUGUUAGCAAAGUUGCAAGAGACCUUAUAGAAGGGUUGUUGGUGAAAGAGCCUAAAAAAAGAUUUGCUUACAAGAGAGGUGCCACAGAAAUAAAGCAACACCCUUUCUUCCAUGGAGUGAAUUGGGCUCUUGUUAGAAGUGCUACACCUCCUAUUAUACCAGAACCUUUUGAUUUUUCUAAGUACGAUAGAAAAACAGAUGUUCCACCAAUGGAUAAGAAGGUUGCAUAUAUUAUUGCAAGUGAUAAAAACAAUCAUACAAAACCAGAUUCAUCUUAUGAAUAUUUUGAGUACUUUUAA
Molecule: messenger RNA, 1656 nt
Organism: Vigna radiata var. radiata (mung bean)
Lineage: Eukaryota; Viridiplantae; Streptophyta; Magnoliopsida; Fabales; Fabaceae
Product: serine/threonine-protein kinase RHS3-like
Exons: 2
Coding region: 1-1656 (551 amino acids)
Biological process (GO): protein phosphorylation
Cellular component (GO): cytoplasm; nucleus; plasma membrane
Molecular function (GO): ATP binding; protein serine/threonine kinase activity
Source: RefSeq, a predicted model, not a curated record